Molecule: messenger RNA, 1327 nt
Organism: Cuscuta epithymum
Lineage: Eukaryota; Viridiplantae; Streptophyta; Magnoliopsida; Solanales; Convolvulaceae
Source: the annotation of a GenBank genome assembly
GUUGGAGUUGAGGUGAAGAGCAUCAAAGUACAUGAGGUGGACCUCCCAUCCACACUCAUUUGUUCAAUGAGACAAAAGAGUAAUCUUCACCCCUCUCUCCCUCAUUCCUGCGGCCAGCACACCCCAAGCAAGAGGAAAACAUCUUCCAUUUUCCUUUUCUCCAUUGUUGAAGGGAGCUCAACAAGAAGGAAGCUCAAAGAAAGUAGUUAAAGUGCUAAAAGUGAGGAAAAGCUAGGAACUUGUAAAUGGUAUUUCAAGUGAUUUCACAAAGUUGGAAAAGUCGCCGGAAUUGUCGCCGGAGUUGACCAAAAGUCGCCGGAGUUUCACCGGAGUUCAACCAAGAAGGGUAGAACUUCAUAACGCUAGUUCAAGGUUGAAGCUAGGGCUUGCUACUUGCACCUUCUCACGGGUGAUAUCAAAUCAGGAAGACGUGAAAUGGAGGGUAGGCGAAUGGCAACAAGAAAUGACCCUAAGGGACAAGCGUCGGUAGCUUACCUUGAGGCUAGCCGGGCUGUGUCACGAGCCUUUACGGGGAGAGGAAUAGGUCAUGGGGGCCGCGAGGGCCGCCAAGCGGCAAGCGCUAGCCGAGUGGGCUCGAUGUGUAACAUGAACACCAGGAGGAACGAACGUAGGCGUCAGGCUAGGCGAGAUCGGGCCACCUCCCAACGUGAUAUGACUGCCAGUCAAACCCAUCCUUGGGCAAACGACCGAGGAGGAGAAAGCACUUUUACGGCACCGGCAUCACCGAUGAAAAAGAAAAGGAACUCAAAGUGGCAUGCGUCCUUUCCUUACUCUUUAAGACCAUCCGAAUGUUCGGAUUGCUCUAACAAACAUUUCAGAAAGUGCAACGAGCCCCCGAUGUGCUACAAAUGUGGGAGCACAACCCAUAUGAAAUUAAGUUGCCCAUGGUGGAGGCAACGAGGGACAUCGCAAGCCGAGGAAGGGCUCACCGUGGAAGGAAACCAUACGGAACCAACGACGAGCAACGCUACGUCCGUCAAUCAAGGCGGGGCCCAAGCAAGGGUCUACGCAAUGACCGAGGCGGAUGCGCGAGCAAACAUGGACUCCGUUGCAGGUUGAAGCUAGGGCUUGCUACUUGCACCUUCUCACGGGUGAUAUCAAAUCAGGAAGACGUGGUUCGUGCUUCCUUAUUUUCUUUCAAACUACCGAACACUUGCUCAUGGAUAUUUGUUUUAAUAUAAACUAUUUUUGGGGCUUGCAUGCCCAUGUUGUUGGCCGGUUGUGGCCCAUGACUUACCGUUGAAUAUUUCCGCUAUUCAUAGGUUUAAAUGUGAUGUUGUUAUGUAUGUUUACUACUGAGUAUGGA